AUGCUAAAGACCGAGCUGUCCAGCAAAAACAAGAUCUCUGCCCUCAACAACCUUGCCACAUCUGUCCUCAACUACAGCUUCGGAGUUUUCGAUUGGUCACCUACAGAACUCCAAGCCAUCGAUCGAGCGACUAGAAAACUCCUGACCAUGCAUCACACCCAUCAUCCGAAGGCUGCCGUUGAAAGACUCUACCUUCUGAGAUGCAAAGGAGGGAGGGGACUGAUUGAAUUCGAGUCCCUCUAUAAGUGUGCAUGCUUGCCAGGAUAUGACUUUGAUCCCAGCAAGGUCUCCUUCCCUCCUGAAGAGCUGAAGCCAACACCAAUGCUCAAGAAGUCUCGCAAGAAGACUGUACCAGACACCCAGAAGGAUGAUAAGUACUGGAGUCGAAGGGAGAAAAAUAACCUAGCAGCCAAACGGUCUCGGGAUGCACGUCGUCUCAAGGAGAAUCAGGUCACCCUUCGGGCUCUCUACCUUGAGGAGGAGAAUUCCAAGCUGAAGUCAGAGCUAGAAGUGCUGAGGGCAGAGAAUGAUUCACUCAAAAGUCGUCUACAAGAACUCUCAGCCUGCAAUGUGAAAAUCUAACCAUUACAUUUCUGUGUGAUGGAGAUGUGCUUGAAUCAAUGUGGGCUCUCUGAAUCCUGGUUCUUUGUUCUUACAUGUUUUUCCAUCUUGCUUAGAUGUCAUCUUUUGGGUGGUUCCCCUUUUUCUCCUAGAAGUUUUUGAUGUUUGGGGUGGAUUUCUCUUGAAGAAUUUUAUGCUCUUCUCGUUUGGUAAAUUCUAAGUUUCAUAUUGUGCAUGGAAUAUGUGUUGCACAAUCUGGACUUGGCAUUAGUUUGAUUGAAUGAGUAUCUUUUUAUUAGGUCUAUUUCUUCUUAGGGAUUCAUUGUUGCAUUGAAAACCAUCAUAUAUGUACCUGCUACUCUUAGGGCAUUAUUAUUGCUGACACCAUUUUUAAGUUUCCAUGCUAUCAGUGGUAAUGCUCCUGAAAAAAAAAAUUAGACAAGGAAAGACAUAUAUGAUGGUGGAUAGAUAAUGGGAGACCUUAGGUCUCCUCGAGAAAAGGUGCUCAUGUUUCUUGCGUCUCAUGGCAAAAAAUUUAUAUGUAGGAUGACCCUAGAAUUUCUUGAUCCAUGUAUGGUACCCUAGCAUUGAAACUAUGCACUACAGCUCAGUGAAAUUCCAAGACUAUUAUCAUCAGGGAAAAUAUUAUAUGAAGAAAUGUGUGCCUCAUAGGCAGUCCUGCUGAUGUGAUACCAGGUAUACAUAAGUGCAUAUAUGGAUGAACUGCUAAUGCUGCUAAUGUUCAGAUCUCAAAUAGUCUGUAAAGAUGCUGACCUUUGAGUAACAAGUGUUGUAGCUCUUGUGUAAUGCUAUUACUCUAAUGGCUUUGACAGGAACAGUAGCAUGCUCAGAAAAUCCCAAUGGGGGGAGGGGUUGACAUGAAAAAUUGGUAGCCCACUUUGCAUUUAUGGCCAAAUUUAAACAUUUUUGAGAAUUGAACCUGUAAAAUGUAUUCCAAGAGGGGUAUUAUGACAACCCCCUCCCCCAGGGCACAUCACUGGACAGGAACGAAUGCUUCAAAUCUGUCUGCACAUGCUGUGCAUGCAUGUGAUGUCACAUAAGAAAUCCUACCUAUGAGGCAUGUUUUCUUCUUAUACAAUGCCUUCCUUCAUGUGAUACUAUUCCCUAAGUUUCACUAAACUGCAGUGCACAAUUUUUAUGCUAAAGUGUCAUACAUCCAUCCAUUGAAUCACCCAGCAUGUGCAUCAUUGCUGAUGCUGAAACCUGUGUCAAAUGAUGGCACCAUGCCUCCUUCAGAUAAAAAGAGUCUUGUUACCCUUGGUUGAAAAGGUUGAAUAUCCUUACUAAUGUCAGAGUUAAUAUAACUUUAUAGGUCCUGCCCCUCUUUUUGCCAGAAUCAGCACCAGCACUGACCAGUGCUCACAUGAUGUGAUUGGUUGAAAGCUACCAUAGAUACCUUUUAUUCUUUUCUGUAGGCCUGCCCUAUUCCUGACAUUGCAAAAAGGGGAAAAUGCAUUUGCCAUUCCAUGUCCAUGAAAGUCUUUGGGGGCUUUGUGUAUUUGUGCUAAGUUUGUCAUGUGAGUGCCAUACUGAUAUUUUUGUAUCCUGGAAGACUGGACUGAGUACAAAGAUCCAUAGCAAUUGUUAGUGCAAACUGGUUGAAUAGUUAUUAUUCUCCUUUCAAUACUUUAUAUGUAUCAGGAUACAUGAAUUGUUUGAUCGUCUUACUAUUAGGUGUAUCAUGUCUGUGAUCUGGUUCUUCUUCCUUUCCCUCUCUUUCAUCUAGAAAGUUUAUAGCAGGAGGAGAAUGGAAAAAUGUGGAUGUGGUAUUUUUGAGAUGAACGUUAGCCAUGACUGAUGGUAUUGGCCAUUCAUGUUUACUGUUGCACCAAGAAUAGCUGCUUUUCAGUAAAGGUCUCUAUGGCUCAUACUGAA
This is a messenger RNA of Darwinula stevensoni, 2457 nucleotides long. NCBI's taxonomy places the organism in Eukaryota, Metazoa, Arthropoda, Ostracoda, Podocopida, Darwinulidae. The record is from the annotation of a GenBank genome assembly.